AUGCUGCGAUGCGUCCACCUGCAAAAAUGUGUGAAUUAUGCCGGCAACGACUUGGCGAAAAGUCCACCCUACUCUAACAACUAUGAAAAUGUACCAUCAAAAAGCCUUUAUCUCAAAGAUUAUCCCCACCUUGUCCGGAAUUGUCAAGAGGCAGAAAUCUCCUACUCGGUCUUCUGCUCAUUCCUCUCAGGCCUCAUCAAGACAUCCUCUCUUCGUCUGAACGAAUGCCCACUCUUCCCCCCCUGCCUGACAUGUGGCAGACAGGCUCAGAGAACUGCAAAGUCAUAG
Protopolystoma xenopodis is the source of this 288-nucleotide messenger RNA. Lineage: Eukaryota; Metazoa; Platyhelminthes; Monogenea; Polystomatidea; Polystomatidae. The record is from the annotation of a GenBank genome assembly.